AAUAUGAGUUUGAUGUGUUGAUUGAACCUAAAGAACUUGCGUCCGGGUUCUGCAAGUGUAAGGUAUAAACUACGGUCGGUGUCCUGCAUGAGGACAGUAUUGGCAGUGUGCCACUUAAGUGUUUAGCUGUAUGCGUAGUAUCAAUCAUGUAUAAUCUAUAAUGUCACCGAGUACUUACAUUGUUGUGAGGUCAGUCUACUAGUACUAGUAAACAAAGUGAACACUGUGCCAUGCCGACUUCAAGGAAACAAAUUGCGUAAUACGUGAUAAAGGGAUUUCUCGUCAGGUCUGAUCUUUUGUUAAGUUCGGGGUUGCAUUCUUUGUGAGAUACAUGGAGUUCUGAGCUGCGCAAUUCUCUAGGUAACAGAAUAAUGUGCCAGUGAAAGCGACAAAAGUGACGAAAUCAUGUUCAGUUUUCACAAACCGAAGAUCUAUCGGAGUAUACACGGCUGUUGUAUAUGCCGUGCUAAGUCAUCAAGCUCAAGAUUCACGGACAGCCGAAAGUAUGAGACAGACUUUUUUCAGUGCUUCAAAAUCACAGAAGGACGCUCAGGGGAAAUUUGCAAUGCUUGUGUACUAUUAGUGAAAAGGUGGAAGAAGCUGCCGGUGGGCUCCAAUAGGAAUUGGCAUCAUGUUGUGGACGCCAGGGCAGGCCCAGGGACCAAGUCCAUCAUCAAAAUCAAGAGCAAAGCUGACAGUAUGCAGAAGAAGAUCAAGAAACAUAAGCAUAAGCAUCGGAGGAAACACUCACAGGGCACAGGCUUAAAUGGUUUCUCAAGAAGAUGCUCAGAGGAGAUUGUCUAUGAUCCUGAACUCCAUAUACGACGGACAAGAUCCUCAGCUUACCAACCCCCCAGUCCUACAUUCAGUGACCUAUCAGACGAUUCCAAUGAGCUUCCAGCCGGGAGGCGGUCAGCGCACAAGUUCAGUUCAUUCCUUGACUUAUCAUAUUGGAAAAAGACACAGAUCUGCUGUGGAAUAAUCUUCAAGGGUCCAAAUGGUGAAGUCGUAGUCGACCCAAGCCUCUUCAAGCCGUGCAAUGCCUGUAAGAAACCCUCAGGAAAGUCGUCACCUGACCGAAACAGUGACGGUGAGAGUAACGCGAGUAACGAGUCAGAAAAACACGAAAUGUACAAUUCCACCCUCAAAUAUGACAGCGAAAAGUUGGAUGAUCAAGACGUUGAUGAACAUUUGUUUGACGAUGACGCCAUUGAUGACGAUGACAUCAUUGAUGACGACGAGGAAGAAGAGGACGAUGUUGUCGACGAGGGCGUGGAUUUACGGUGUCGAGAAAUGAUGGACACUUGAGAGAUUAAACUACCUUAGGAUGAUUUAGACUCGAGGUGGCCAAGUUUCAAAAUGUUCUUUUUGUCACUUGGGUCACCUGUGGUGCUGUACUGAUGAUGAGCUGCAUACUUGACCUUGAUCAAAUGCAAUUUGCUGGAUGGUAUUCACACCAACCCCUUCCAGUGCCUAUUAAACAAAUGAACUUUGUUUUAUUGGUUCUCUAUAUAUAACAAUGAGAUGUCAGCCUGUAUUUGUAAAUUUGUUGCUUGUGACAGUCCUCCCAAGGCAGCUAUAUAUGAUUUCAUCGUCUGCAGGUGUAAACAGACACUUGGACUAUCCUAGCAACAUUAUAAAUACGUGAUUAGCCAUUGCAUGAAGUUGUUGGUUGUGUAAUCUUGUUAAGUUUCUUUUAAAUUGCAACAAUGUGACACUUUAUGAAUUAUGAAGUGUAAAUGUGCCAGUUUUCUUUCUAAACAUAUCAUUUCUGGUAUCUCCACAACCUUUUUAAGUGAAGUAGACUUCACGUGUCCUUCUAACAAAUUGGCCGGUGUCAAUGAUUCUUUAAUUUGUGCCUGUGUGCAGCUCAUCAUCUGUAGAAACCAGUCCAAAUAUGUGUUCAUCGCUAGAGGCCAUAAAGUUGUGCCAAGUCAUAAACUUCUGACUCUUAAGUGAGAUGCCAAGUCUAAUGAUACAAACAUUUUCCAAAAGGUAUCAAGGAAUUGAAAUCAAGCUUGGAAGCAGAGUCUUAUGAUUCAGGCUUCAGAUAAAAAGUCACACAGCUCAUGCCGUGGAGUGGAAAUUCUCAAUGAUUCAGGCAUCUGAGUUCAAUGAUCACUGAGUGUAUGCUUGUGCUGAGUGAAAAUCCUAGUCCCGACGUUUUUGAGGCUUACAGGAAACCAGGUUACUUAAACAGUGUUGUAAAACACUGGUUUCGAUAUUGUAGUCAUUUCAAAUGGCUAAAGAGUGAAGAUAGCGUCUGUGUGAGAAAUUUUUGCUGUUGUUACAGUCGAAGUAUUUAUUGUUAAACUUCAACUCCAGACUAGGUUGGAGAAGGCGUCUGCUUUCUAUACAUUGAGGAACUGAUGUACCCUGGUCUUCUCUGGCCUUGUCUUGAGGCGUUGUAUAGUGUAUGUUCUUGUUGGUCCCUUGUGGUCAGUUGAAGGGCAAUACUCUCCGCGGCAUUGCAACAUUGACGAUAUAGAUAUUCCUCCUGUACCUCCAGACCUCGAUGCAGCGAAGAGUUGAAUAUCUUAUGACAAGAAGGACUCUUUGUUUUGAUUAUACUAUCCCAUCAUAGUCCGAAAAUCAUGUGCACUUACAAAUUUGAUGCAAAAUGUCUGUUACAUUUUGUAAAAACCUUGAAGCACUGUGUGAUAACAGCAGCAUUUGUAACUUUCCUCUUAAUCAGGUAUUGAGUUAUGCUCACUCAACUCCGGUGAUUGACCAUAAUAAUAUGAACACCGUCGAUGUUGUUUUGCGUUUUUGCAGAUAGGUCCAAUAGUUCAUCUGAUAAAUUCCUUGUUGGUUUAUGAUGGGAUAGUGUUAGUGGUCGAGUCUGGAGGCCCCAGUUUUAACUGACUUGGUACAGCUGCCACUGUCUAUGUCAUACUUCAUAGUAUUCCACGUAUCUCAGGUUAAUAAAUGAAGCUCUUGUUUACCACGUCCGGUCUACCCAUAUACGAUCAUCUAUUUGCCAGCACUGAUAUGAGCUAACUGGGCCCAGCAAACCAGAUAGCAAAAAGAUAAAUCAAACUUCAUUGGUGCCUGAUUCUUCCUUACGCUUGUUAAAUUAUUAUACACAUCAGUGAAGUUGAUUCGAAGUUGAUAAUAUUCAAUUCUAGUCCUUCCUUCAUCUCUACGACUACCAGUAGUGAAGGUGUUGUUUUUUCCCCUGAAACAUUGAUCAGGCGGUCAGAAGGAAGUACUGAUAUUUGUAGUAAUCUUUCCUGAAAUCCACAGCUAAAGACCUGAUGGUCAUAACCAUCCUUUGGUGUUCACAAAUUCUGUUUUUAAAUUCACAGCUGUAUUUUGCAUUUUUCACUGAAAAUUGUCCGUUGAAAUCUCAAAUGUGGUAUUGGUUUGUUAGGUCCACGCUCCCUACUUUGGGAGGCAUCAGUCUUCUGACACAUAGUUACAUUGUUUCAAGUAGAAGGUAGCUCAUAUGUUAGCAAAGAAGGGCAGCAGUCUUCUCUAUAGUUGCUUUAAAAGCCAAGGUUAUUGUUGCUGUUUUUCCAGCUUUCCUGCUUUGAAUAUUUUAUCGCUGCUCUACCAGGGGCCAUGGCCAAAAUGAAUGCAAUAUAUCACUCACAAUUUAAGAUAUUUUCUAUUGGGACAAUAUUUGCAAGUCUGAAUACAGCUAAUUCUUGGAAUAGAAGUGGAGGUCCAUUAUAUCAGCAGCUUUUCUCCUACUCUAGGUCAUUAGAACUUCUUGCCAACCUGAACACCAGGAAUAAAAACUGCUUCAAUAAAUCUAAACCGAACCUUUCUUUCCAUGGUGGUCUGUGAAUACGGUUGCUUCGAUCUGUGCAUAAUGUUAAUCUCUCAGGGCUAAGUGAAUUCAUGUGUGCCAUGAUCUAGAAUUUGUAGGAAUUGAUGUCAGUAGCCGUUAAUGCUUGCACCAGUGGUAGAAAAGUGACAUGAAGUUGAUACCUCAUUUCAAGUUCAUGUUGGCUGCUGGCCGAUAGUCUGAGUCGCUCCUCCACAGGUGCUCUUGAGAAAAGUCUCUACAGCACCAUAACCAACUACAGCUCCAUCAAUCGGUUAUUGGUUCCGUUAUACAUAACUUGAAAAGUGGUUUAACAUCAACUUGAAAUGUGGUGAAACAUUAGCUCGGAAUGAAGUUUAGCUUUUUGUUUUUUUGCUGAUAUCAGUGUAAUAUUGACAGCAAGGCGAGCGUCUUCUGUAGGCCCUUUUAUGUUGCCAUCAAGUUUGGAUUGAAGCAUCUGAGAUUCAGCUGAUUAGGUCACUCAGUUGGUUAUGUCUCUCUAUCGUUGAUAGCUCCCCUGUGCUGUUGUUUCAGUGAUAAGAGGUUUAGCAUUUGACAAAUCUAAGGUCUUGCAGUACAGUGUAAAUUUGACAGGAUCUUGGCUACCAAGGCAUACAUUAUGAGCUGAGUGCAAAAUGUGGCCAAUCGACUUGUGCUGUCUUAGACCCUACUCUGUCUAAACAAAAUGUGGCAGUUCUUUUCUAGUCUGUAGCCUUCUUGUUUCCUAUGUGGUUCUAUCCUUUCUUUGAAUAAGAAACCUGAUCUAGAUAGAUUGUAACCUGUACCCCUUGAAUUUGAAACUGAGUUCUAACUGGAAUAGUCCCUGGACGGUGUACUCAUGAUAUCAGGGUAGGUCUGUCCUCUAGUUGUACUAUUAAAAUCUCUAGUCCAGUAUGACUUGUCCAAGUAAAAUGGUUUCGAAAACCCUGAUCUUCACUAAAUUAAGUGGAAAAACCUUUUCAUACAUUCAAUAUUUUGGUGAAUUUUGACCAAGGUAUUACAUUACCUCGGAUGGUGCUGAAGUCACUCCUCAUUUCCUCCAUUCUGACUUUAGUUUUAAAAGGAUUGGUUUAGCUUGGGAUAAUUUGACUGGAAAAGUUAAGAGUUCUUUGGGACCAUUUUGCAUACCAUAACAGUUUUAAUACUUGAUGAUGAAAAAUUGAUGGAGGAUAUUGAUAGCAAUACAGACCAUUUGUACUUACGGUUUUGCUUUCAUUAGUAAUUGCUUAUACAAAUGCUAUCGGGUUUUCUUAACCAUUUCUGUAAAUACCUUUUGUUUCACACAAAUAACUGAAUUCAUUGUGAUAUCUAUAAAGUAUAUUUACUUAUGGAGCUUUUCCUUAUACCUCAGGCACAGAAUUAGACUAAAACUCACUGGUUGGUGGCUGGGCUUAAUGCUAUGAAACACGGCCGAGAUUUCAGUUGAAUUUUAAAGGGAAAACAUAUAAAUAAAAAAAUUCAGGAGGCAGGGCAGACAGAUACAAAAUCUUCAUAUUUGGGCAGGAAAUAGAAUGGAAUUUCCCUUAUAUUUGUAAUGAAUCCUCCUUAUUUUUGUGUAUGAUAAUUCAACUGAUCCCAGAAAGUAAUUGUGAGGUGUCUUCUUGGGUUAAAUGCAUGGCCAUUUCUUGCAACUCUGAGCGUUUCAUAGCAUCAUCGUCAGCACAACCUUGUUCAGUCUAAAGUACAAUGAAAGAAUUCUUCCCUUGGACUUAAACUGGUCUUUGGAUGAAAUAGUUCACAAUGUACAUGGUGCUCCAGAAAAAAAUUGAGAAGAACAUAGAUUUUGCUGGGACGCCCUGUAUUCGUUGUGUAGUUCUUGAGACUUGUAUAUUGUUCAGAUCUGAUGUAGCAUAUAAUGAAAAUGUAGAAACACAAAUGUAUUUAUUCUUAUUUAAUCUUUAAAUAAUUUAUCAAAACUUAAUUGACCUAUUUAUUAUGAACAAAAGCUUUUCAGUGGAAUCUUGUAAAUAUUAUGAAAUCUUGUAGUUCUAAUUGUAGUUGUAAUAAAUUGAUCUUGUCGUGGCAAGAUCACUCCAAGUUUGUUGUGAAUAGAUUCAUACAGUGUGUUACAAAAAUAAUGUUACAGCCAACUUGGGCCAAAAGUUAAAAGUCGACCAACCAAUGUCUUUGGCAGGCUAUAUUGCAGAUUAAACCCAUUUACAGUUUUGGCUGGGACAUAUUUUUGUGACACCCUGUAUAGCAGCAUAUCUGAUGUAUUAAUAUAUUAGUUUUGUCUGUGUUGGAGUCUGUGAGUUUGAAGUGUGAGAAUUGUAUGUGAAGGAUUGCAUUACAUCAUAAAUGUACACAUAAAUUCAUUUCAUUUGUCAUAUUUCAUUUUAUCUACCCAUUUGAAUCAAAGUCUUGUAUGGAAACACAAUGCCAUUUUUUCCUUCAGAUACUUGAAAACCAUGGCAAUCUAAAAAUGAUUAUUGGUUUGUAGUCCAUGAUCGGUGAAAAUAUCCUAUCAGUGCAUUUCUGGGUCAUAUUAUUCAAACCUUACAUCAAAUGCAUUGGAAUGUAGGAAAGCUGUUCUUGAUCUCUGAUGUUAGCUUGAAAAAAUAAAUCAAAGAAUUAGUUUUGAAUGGUGUGUUCACUCCGCUGCAUACUCUGGGUGGAGUGAGGAGAUAAGAAUGCAGAAUUGCAGUUUUUAUUUUCUAAUGUAAGGACAUGAGUUGUAUCCAAUCCAUAUGUGUGAAUAUUUCAGUUAGAAAUGAAAUUAUUUGUAAUUAAUCGAUGGAAUUCAAAGGACAGUCAACCUCGCCUGCCGUGAAUCUGUUGGGACCACCUGUUAGACUUCACUUAGCCAAAUUCUGCCAUACACCAAGUCAAAGUUCUUCGAAGUAUGAGUGUGUAGUCAAUUGAUGCCUCAAGGUUUCACUGAACAUAAUGUUUCAAAUAUGCACAGGCCACCCAUAGGGUAGACUCUGUUGUGUUAGACUUGCGCGAAAUGGCGUGUGCAAAUCACAGGGCUUGAUCUUGGGGAACAGAAAUUACAUUAGAUUUUGAAAAAUAUACUGUGAAAACCACAUCUCAAGUUAGAAAAAUUCGACUACGGGUUUUCUAGUUAAGCACCGUCGAGUGAGGCGAGGUUGGCUGUAAAUAUUAUGUAUAAAAUUGAAAAGAUUUGUGAAAUAAGUAAUUUAUGUGUAAAUGAAAUUGAAAUGUUUUGAAGAAGCUGACAUUAUUUUUAUUCUGUUGUCAUAAUUUUGAUCAAAUUCUGACAAAUUGUUUUAUCUGAAAAUGACCACCUCCAGAACAUUCUAUUUAAAUUUGAUGAAAUUGUUUACGCACUGGAUAUAUAUUAUUUUUGGCAGAUAUCAGUUGAUUUUAUCAAAAAUCAGAAUUUUAAUUUAGAAACUUCAGGUAAACGUUUGAACUGUGAAUAAGAAGAUGUUGUCCUUUUCUGCCUGAAAUGCCUUGAUGGACUAUUGAUGUACAUUGUGGAUGGGUGUCUGCCUGAUAUGGCAUUCUAGGAGAAAGGGUUAAGGAAAGGAACCUAAAAAGUCUGUAAGAAAUAUUCUUAUUCCUCUCCAAUUUUAUGAUUAGCUGUACUUGACUCCUACUGGCCUCCAGUGGCUGGUUAUCUUGAGUCUUUGAAAGAAGUUGUUGGCAAAUAUGAUCUGCAACUUUUUCUGAGAUUGUCAGCUUUCACACUUACAAACACCUUCAGACUUUCAAGGAACUUGGCAAAAAAUAUUUUCUGCCAACGCUUUUUAUGGUUCCUUCCCUUUGAAUGAUGUAAAGCUGUAACUUGAUUGUUGUGUAUAAAUGUUCAGCUAGGAUAACCAAAGAAAUCAAAACCAUUGAACUUUCUCAUGGAGUCCAAUUUUACAUGAUUGGCUAUUGACUAGAAUGAUGCGACUGACAAGGUACAUUCUUUCUGAUGGUGAGGUUGAAAUUCAUUUUUGGGCCGUGAAUAUGAUCACACCUUGGUUGGAUGAUCUGUUCUCUUCAGUGUGUUUGAAUUCAGUAAAUUUUGUUGUAAAGUGAAUGUUGAUGGGGGUUUUCAUGGCUUACGGGCCCUGCGAAUGAGCAAUUUUUUUUUGUACGAUCAUAAUCACUGCUCUGUCCGACAUACUGAUCUCUCACCUGCGGGUAAGACCAAUAAUUGAUGGGUUUGAUGUUAUCACAUGUCACUGCCAUCAGCGAUUCAUGUCGCAGCCACCUGCUAUAGCCAGCCGUAAUGAGCGAUUUAUGUCGCAUGAAAUGGUGAUCGCAGGUAGCAGUCAUUUAAAUUGCUUAAAGUGUAGGCAGACAGUCUAUCGAUGAGUUCAGUUGCAAAGAAAUUCUGUCAUUUUACAAACCACCAAUUAAUUAUACGUUCGAAUGUAACUUGUGAUGUUAAUUUGUAUCUGGAGUCAAGUGCAUUUUCAGGUCUGCCAUUUUAUGCGUUUUAUUCCAUGUUUUAGUAAACCACUGCUCAAAAAUGUCCCAGGUAUGCAGUACACAGUAUGACUCUUUUUAAAUCUUCAUCAAAUCUCAUGAAUGACUCUGAAGAUAUUCAUUGUACGUAUAAACGUUGUAAUAAAAGUUAAAACAAGAUUAUCAAUUACUAGACGCAUCUUUUCAUCACUGAAUCAUUUCUUUCCUCAGGCAAGGGGUUAAGGUCUGAAAUUUCGGUUUAAGGACUGUUUAAUGAAAUUCAGGGAAGACCAUUCAAGCAGCUGAAACUGUUGAGUGCUGAUAAUGUGUAAGAGGGGUGAGCUAAAAGACAGCUUAGACUCAGUUUAUCAAUAUGACAUACAAGGAGUUAAAUUUGAAAAAUUGCUCCGAGUUCUGGCACUUUUCUGUGAUUGGUAAUCUUCCCUGUGUCUCUUGAUCAGUCUUAAAGGUGUUCAGAUAUCUCGCCCAAGACAUCCAAGAGAAUAGUAACGUGGCUUCAUCUUAAUGAAUUUUGUAAUCCAUGGUGUGAAUGCAUUUCCUAAAUACUGGCUGAAACAAGGACACUUCAUGUCUCCACUUUGCAAAGAGAAAUAAAUGUAUUUGAUAAAUAAUGUAUUUUGGUAUAUUUCCUAUAUGUCAUUGACUUAUGACUUUGGUGUGACCAACUGUAUCUUUUGUAAAGAAAACCUGAAGUGCUGUCGUUAUUUACCAUUUGUGGUGAACCUAAUGUUCAGUGGCUUGAUCGAGUGUCUUGGCUCCAAGAUGUAACUGCGGAAAAAGAAAAAUUGACAUGCAUGGUGCUGACAAAAGAAGAAGAAUAAUGGUUGAUAUGCUGCAGAGUGGAUAAACUACUACAAAUUGAAUAGUUUGAGCAAAUCUCCACUUUCUAUGGUGGUGAAUAAAAUUGAUAUAUCGGUUUAUACGGCCCACACAAUAGACUUGCCAGAACCACCCCCUUAACUUCACCAUCUGCAAAGAGGGAUUUCGGGGAGUCCAUUGUGGUCCAGAACUGGCAUAUUAUUAAUUUGAAUUGCCGCUGCGCUUUCACUCGGUGCAUUUUGCUUACCUGAUGUGGUGUACCCAAUUCACCAAAGUGAGUUCAGCAAGGAAUUGGAAUUAUAAAUUCUGUUCUUCAUGACUGAUCAACUGAGGCAUUUUCGCAUGAUCAUAAUAAUCUUGUGUACUACAUGUAGAUGCAGUGUUCAUCAUCAUGUGCAUCAUCUCAGUGAAGUUAUCCUAAAGCUGAAAACAUUGUCAUUCACCAAUAUCUUUUGAACAUAUCUUGUGUUUUGACCGUGGCAUGUCCAAAACCCUCAGAGGGUUAUUUGUUUUUGUAGAAAAUAAUGACCUGAAACAGACAAAAAAACAUGUCAGGGAAUCUUUUCAAAACCAUUUGUGAGUAGCAGCAAAAAUAUAUAAGGCGCGGUUAUAUAUUUUUGGUAGCAGAUGAAACCAGAAAAUGAAACAUGACUUUUGGAAUUAUUUUCUAUCGAUUGAUAUCAGGAUAUCAGUAUACAUGAAGGCAACUGAAUUUGCCAUGUGACACCACCUCUGUUUUGACAGAAAUAUUUCCUUUGCUGACUGCAUCUUUAUCAUCAGAUGGUUUUGUGCAUUUUUUCUCAAUCAUAUAUCAUCAUUGUGUACGUACAUGAGUGUAGUAAGUCUUAACUCUUUCGUAUUUUUCAAUCCAUUUUGUGCGUGUUUAUAUUGGCCUGGUCUUAUAAAGAUUUGCUUCCCUUCGUCAUUGAUAUGAAAGCUUUGGUGUAAGGUUUUGUACAUUAUUUCAGUAGAUAUUUUGUACUGGUAUGUAAUGUUCUAUUUUCUGUAUGUAUUUCUUAACCUUCGCUAAACAACACUUAUUUGUACAAUCACAAACUGUUUGUCCCCAUACUACAUGGUACAGGUGAUCUGGAAUUACAUUUGCCCAACAUCCAUCAUAACUGAAAUGACAAAAGAUCUGUCUGUCCCCCUUGAAACAAUGUUCAAUGGAUAAGUUUCAAGCAGUUGACGGUUUUCAUCAAAAUAAAACCUUGAAACUUGGUGCAGACCAACCUCUCAGUGUUAACAUUAAGUGGAUUCCACAUGUGCGGAUUGGGCAAAGGUGACUUUCAGCGUCCUAGAACCUGUCUGUAUAAUUAUGACAUUAUCUAUUUCAGUUACAUUUGUAAUGGUCCAACCAUGAUUUAAUAUACUUUCAUCCUAAAUCAACACCCUCGGAACAAGAGGGGCAUAUUGCUUCUUCAGACUGCUUCGUCUCAACAGUCGUUCAUGUGGCGUGGUUUAUUUUAAACAUUCUAAUUACUACGGUAAUCCUUUUAUCAAUGAACUGACAGGGUUAAAUACGAGACCAUGUUUUAUGGCAAAAACAAAAGAACUGUUGAGGGUGUUAUUUGGGUUAAUGCUUUUCUCCUAUAUGAUAUAACCACUUGGAAUCCUAUCAAAUGUGUGUGUUUUUGACAGUGAAGCUGCUCUCUUACUUUGUCUAUAACAGACUAUGAUGUACAUGUAUGCUCCAGUAUUGCUACAUGGUUGAGAAGGGGUCCAAUUUGUUCUGAAAAAGGCUCAGACAAUUAUUUGUGAAAUGGAGUAUUGCUUGAUAUCUGGAAGCAUCAAGAAUGACAUGAUAAAAAGAUAUUAUCAGUUGUCGAGAUUGUAUAUUAUUGCUGCCAGGUACAUAAAUGACAGAGUGCAAUCUUGAAAUAUUUCAGUGGUCAAAUAUCAAUGAUAAGCUAUUCAACAUUCAGGCUCUUCACUUUUGCAAAGCACACACAUUUUAACAAACUGACUGCAUCUACCUACCAUUAAAAUGCUGCCGAAGAUUUUUGUACUGGCAUUUUUGUACUUUUUUACAUUCAUGGAAGUUUCUACAGGUUUUGAUGUCGCUGCAUCUUCUGCAGAUGAGCGCAAUAAUUUUAUAUGAAUGUGUAUGAUUUCUAAAGAGGAUAGAAUGUAGUAAGGAUUACUUAAAGACUUAGCUGUUUCAUUGUAUUCAAGAGUGACUGUUCUAGUAUUCUGUAUUAGUAACACUAAGUGACACAUUGAAUAUUGUAGGUUUCACUGGAUUGUAAUGUUCAAAAAGGAGGGAGGACGGUGCUUCUUGUCUGUGCCGACCAAAAUGAUGUUGGCAUUGGCAGAGAUGGAUUCAAUGAUAAUCUGUCUCCAAAUUUAUUCAUUGAAUUAUUAAAAGGAAUUUGGGGGCAAGGGUGGGGGUGGGGGUCUUUAGUCGCCUAAGUAAGGUCUCUGAAACUUUGCCAUAAAAAGCAUUUACCUAAUUGGCCAGGUGUGGAGUUCAAACAUUUUUCAACGCAUUACUCAUCAAUAUAUCAGACUUCAAAAUAAUGCAAUGGAUUAUUCUGUCAACUAUCUCAAAUUCAGACAAGAGGAAAGAGUUUGACAAAUUCUGCCUCAAUCCAAGUUUUCAGAUCUCAUUGAUUUGCGAUCAUCUCACCUGAAAUUGAAUGAAUUCUUCAUGUCUAAGCCUAUUUCGAGUGUGUUUGGUAUCUCUUGCAUUCCGAGCCUCCCUCAUUUAAGAGUCGAUAUUUCAUGUCUAUGAGAACAAUAUGUUGUCUGUAUUGUCAAUAAUGUAAAGCUGUGAUUUCAUGUCACUCCAUCCUGGGAAUAUUCUUGGUGGAUUUGUGUUUAGCAUAGUGUUACUUCAUCAAAUAUUUAAGUUCCAGAUUUUGUGUUGCCAAAUAAAUUAUUACUGAAGGAAA
Lineus longissimus is the source of this 11868-nucleotide messenger RNA. RefSeq names its product SIN3-HDAC complex-associated factor-like. The record is from RefSeq and is a predicted model, not a curated record. Bases 406 to 1308 code for a protein of 300 amino acids. Gene Ontology annotation, biological process: negative regulation of cell migration. NCBI's taxonomy places the organism in Eukaryota, Metazoa, Nemertea, Pilidiophora, Heteronemertea, Lineidae. Gene Ontology annotation, cellular component: Sin3-type complex. The transcript has 5 exons.